AUGGCGGCCAAGGAUAUUGCUACCAAGUCUACUCUUGGGGAGGUUUCAGAACCUACAGAGGACAAGCAGUGGACCAACUUGGACGUAGCUUCGUCUAAUUCCAAUGAUGGCAAAACGCCGCCUCCAUUGGCUGCCAAAUUAUUUGCCGUAGCUCUGAUUGCAUGUAUCAGUUUUGGAUCGCAUUGGAGUUCUGGCGUCACCGGUGCUAUGAAGAGUACCAUUAAAAAGAAAAUGGACAUCAACAACGUUCAAUUUUCCCUCUUGGAAGCCAGCGAAGAUUUCAUGGCCACCGUCCUGAUGCUGCCUAGUGGUUUGGUGACAGAUCGUGUUGGAGGUGCCGAGAUGAUUGUCUAUGAAAAUAUCGUUUAUACCAUCGGUUCAAUCUUGGUCGCUGCCGCAACGACAGUGCGGUCAUUCAAUUUCAUGAUCGGAGGCAGAAUCAUCCUUGCCUUUGGGGACAUCGCUACACAAAUGGCCCAGUACAAGAUGUUUUCUUCGUGGUUCGCCCCUAGCAAUGGAUUUGCAUCUACACUAGCCUUUGAGCUGGCUAUUGGCAAGGUUGGCGGCUUCAUUGGGAAGUCCACAGCCAAUAUCAUUGCCAAGAAUACUGGCAACUUCGCCUGGGUCUUUUGGACAGCCGUCUUCAUGAACCUUUUCACCAAUGCGGGAACGGCGAUCUUCUGGUUCUUCAACAAAUACUGUGAUCGGCACUACAGUGGAUGGCGCGACAUCGCAACCAAAGAGCAACUCACGGAGAAGAACAAGAAAUUCGAGUUCAAGAAGGUGUUCCAACUGCCGUGGACCUUUUGGGCAAUUCUCGCCUUUUCUCUGUUCCAAACUAGCGCCGCUCUCACAUUUAGUCAGAAUGCGACGGAGCUCGCUGAGCAACGUUUCAAUGUUGACUCUAUCACGGCGGGAUGGUAUAGUUCUAUGUCGCAGUAUACAGGUUGUCUUCUGGUCCCCAUCCUGGGCGUCUUUAUUGAUAUCCUUGGACAUCGGGCAUCUAUUCUCUUCAUCUGCGGUUUCGGUAUGCUGCUUAGCAUGGCUUUGGUCAACUUUGCCCCCUCCAAGGGCGGUACGGGAGCAUCUUUCGGUAUCUAUGCGGUUGCUUCUGCGCUGGGGCCGACUACGCUCAUUGAUGGUAUACGCACGACUCUUUGGCAUCAGUCGGUCUUUGGAUCUGCCUUUUCUUUGAAAAUGACCAUGAACAACGCAAUGAGCAUUAUCAUUCGCAUCAUUACCGGAGCCCUGCAAGAUGCAGACAACAAUGUAUACCGCCGCGUAGUGCAGGUCUAUCUCUUCUUGUCGGCGGCAUCGACGGUUGUUGGGGCAGCAAUUUUGAUCGGCACCUAUGUGACACCGUACCUGGCGCCCUUGCAGUGGACUCGGCAUAAACGAUUGACGAUUGGGGCAGAUAUCAUUGCUUCUAACGAGGAGCGGAGCUUUUUGACGAAUGCUCGGCGGACACGGCAGAUUUCGGUGGGAUGCUUCGGGGCGCUGUUGCUAUUGACUGUGGGCGGAUGGGCGGCGUAUAUCUGGGGCGCCGUCACUGGCCAUAAUUCAUAG
Molecule: messenger RNA, 1566 nt
Organism: Penicillium cinerascens
Lineage: Eukaryota; Fungi; Ascomycota; Eurotiomycetes; Eurotiales; Aspergillaceae
Product: putative MFS transporter
Exons: 7
Coding region: 1-1566 (521 amino acids)
Biological process (GO): transmembrane transport
Molecular function (GO): transmembrane transporter activity
Source: RefSeq, a predicted model, not a curated record